AUGGAGGCACCAGCCCAGCUUCUCUGGAUACUAGUGCUUUGGAUUCAGGACUCCUAUGGCCAAAUUGUUCUGACUCAGACUCCAGAAUCCCUGUCAGUGUCUCUUGGACAGAGAGUCACCAUCAACUGCAAAGCCGGUACCAGCAUUAGCAACUACUUAGGCUGGUACCAACAGAAACCAGGACAAGCGCCUAAGCUCCUUAUCUCUGAUUCUACCAACCGUGUCUCUGGGAUCCCAGACCGGUUCAGCGGCAGUGGGUCUGGGACCGAUUUCACUCUCACAAUCAGCAGCGUUGAAGCUGAAGAUGCUGGAGAUUAUUACUGUCAGCAACGCCAGAGCUUCCCUCACACAGUGAUACAGACCAUUACAAAAACCUCCCUACCUGUCAAGAUGCUCUCGCAGGCCCAGCUUCUCUGGAUACUAGUGCUUUGGAUUCAGGAGUCCUGUGGCCAAACUGUUUUGACUCAGACUCCAGAAUCCCUGGCAGUGUCUCCUGGACAGAGAGUCACCAUCAGCUGCAAAGCCAGUACCAGCAUUAGCAACAACUUAGACUGGUACCAACAGAAACCAGGACAAGCCCCUAAGCUCCUUAUCUAUGAUUCUACCAACCGUGUCUCUGGAACCCCAGCCCGGUUCAGCGGCAGUGGGUCUGGGGCUGAUUUCACUCUCACAAUCAGCAGUGUUGAAGUGCAAGACGCUGGAGAUUAUUACUGUCAACAACGCAACAGCUACCCUAUCACGGUGAUACAGACCAUUACAAAAACCUCCCUGCGCACAGAGCACGCAGGUGCUUGUUUGUCACAGCUGUGA
Molecule: messenger RNA, 810 nt
Organism: Chrysemys picta bellii (western painted turtle)
Lineage: Eukaryota; Metazoa; Chordata; Testudines; Emydidae
Source: RefSeq, a predicted model, not a curated record